UAACAAUAACAACAACAACAACAAGAACACCACCAGAUCUUCUUAGUUUAUCUCUCUAAAAGGCUAUAUGUCUCUGCCCAUGUUCCUUUCUUUCAUGAUUCGUUUAUAUCUCCAAUUCCUUUGAAGCUUCUUCUGCUUCUCUUUCUAGUUUCCUCUGCUUCUCCUUUUUCCUUUUCAUUUUCAAGGAAUGAGAAAACAAAGAUCUCAAGUUCAAUUCCAUUUCAUUCACUGAAUUCUGAUAAAACAAUUGAUGUUCAUUGCUUUGAUUGAUGAUGGAAGGAGGAACCUUCUCAGGGUUUGGCAAUGGCAGCCAAGUUGAUAACAGAGUCAUGCAGAGCUUCCAGAAUAGUUUUGUUCAGGUUCAGAGUAUUUUAGAUCAGAAUAGACUGCUCAUCAACGAGAUCAAUCAGAACCAUGAGUCUCGAAUUCCCGACAAUCUUAAUCGAAAUGUUGGGCUGAUCAGAGAGCUCAAUAACAAUAUCCGGAGAGUUGUUAAUCUUUAUGCCGAUCUUUCCAGCUCGUUUACCAAGUCCGUCGAAGCCUCGUCGGAGGGCGAAUCCAUCGCCACCCGGAGAUCUGAUGGCAAGCAUGGGCAGAAGAGAAUUCGACCUGAGUAAUCAAUGGAUCAAGAUGUUGAGGUAUAAUAAUAAUGAUACACAUAGGUGACUCUUUUCUUAACUUGUUUUACCUGUUUUAUUACUUUUAGCAUUAGCAUCAGGCUUAUUUCUGUUGAAGUAUUGGAUGGAUUGGAGGAUUAACAUUGUGAGAUGUCUUUGUCAAUGAAUCAAUCAUCAACGUGUUUAGUCUCUGUA
Messenger RNA from Dioscorea cayenensis subsp. rotundata (Guinea yam), 812 nucleotides. RefSeq names its product protein ELF4-LIKE 4-like. The record is from RefSeq and is a predicted model, not a curated record. The transcript is spliced from 2 exons. NCBI's taxonomy places the organism in Eukaryota, Viridiplantae, Streptophyta, Magnoliopsida, Dioscoreales, Dioscoreaceae. Bases 270 to 617 code for a protein of 115 amino acids. Gene Ontology annotation, biological process: entrainment of circadian clock; positive regulation of circadian rhythm.